GCUCACAUAACUUAGGUCAAUCAUGGAAACUAAGGCUAAUCCCAACAAGCAAAAACAAAAAAAUAAUUCCAAAAAAAUGUGAACAAAGAUUUUAUUUUAUUUUUUUACAAAACCCCACAUGGUCUUCCUUCUAAGACAUUCAAAGAACAUUAUCAGAAUCCCACUUCAAAUCAAGUAUCCACUUUCUCUCUAAUUUUGCUUCCAGAUCCAUCUUUGGAAUCUCCAAAACCAAUAAACAAAACAUGCAAGAAAUAUAUCCCAACAACAACAAUAACAAUAACAAACAACCUCAAAUCUCCGAAAUGUUUCAGAAAUUCGCCUUAGCUUUCAAAACCAAAACCUUCGAAUUCUUCAACGACGAAGAAAACAACCUCGAUGAAUCCGAUGGUUUUUCUCUCCUCGACUCCACCGAAGAAAUCAUCACCGACCAAAAAGUCAUCAUUAUCAAACCCGAUCCACCUAAAACGACACCGUCUUCUUCCCCUCCCAAAACGACACCAUCUUCACCCAAAACGACACCCUCCUCUUCCCCACCCAAAACGACACCGUCGUUUACCCCAAACCAAUUAACACUACCCGAAACGGCGUCGUUUGAUCUCAUUGACUCAUCACCGAAAACGACACCGUUGUUUACACAAACUCAAUCACCACUACCCAAAACGACGUCGCACGAUCUAAUCUCCUCGAUCUUCGCCGCCGUUUCGGCUUUCGAAGCUUCCUAUUUCCAAUUACAAACCGCACACGUUCCUUUUAUAGAAGAAAACGUGAAAACCACUGAUAAAGUGCUUAUUUCACAUCUUCAGAGAUUAUCAGAAUUCAAGAAAUUUUACUGUAACCCUAAUUUGUACACCUCUUUUCCAUUUGGGUCUUCAUUAGAAGCUGAAGUGGAAGAGAAUCAGAGUAAGUUGAGAACACUAGGGACCGUGUCGAAUCGGUUGCAAUUGGAGCUUGAAAAGAAGCAUGAUGAGGUUUUUAGGAUGAGGAAGAAGUUGGAUGAGGUUCAAAAGGGGAAUGUGAAUUUGUCUAAGAGGCUUUGUAGUGGGAAUGUUAAUAGUUGUGAUGUUUUGUUGAGUGUUAGGGUUUUCGAAUCGGUUUUGCAUGAUGGGUUUAGAGCGGCGCAUAAGUUCACCAAGAUUUUGAUUGGUUUGAUGAGGAAAGCCGGGUGGGAUUUAGGUUUAGCGGCGAAUGCGGUUCAUCCAGGUGUUGUUUAUUCGAAAAAAGGGCAUAAUCAGUAUGCGCUUUUGUCGUAUGUUUGUUUAGGGAUGUUUCAAGGUUUUGAUUUGGUUAGUUUUGGAUUGAGUUCGGAGAGAAGAGACGAAGAAGAAUUGAUGUCGAGUGGUGAGUUUUUUGAUUUAGAUUUGAAAGGGAGAGAUAGUUGUUUGAAGCAAUUGUUGGAGCAUGUGUCUAGUAAUCCAAUGGAAUUGCUUAGUAUUCAUCCGGGUUGCGAGUUUUCAAGGUUUUGUGAGAUGAAGUAUGAGAGGCUUAUCCAUCCUUCAAUGGAGUCGUCGAUCUUCGUUAAUUUGGAUCAGAAUGAAGCGGUGUUGAAUUCGUGGAGGUCGUUGAGUUUGUUCUACGAGGCAUUUGUUGGGAUGGCUAGCUCGAUAUGGACACUGCAUAAGUUGUCACAUGCCUUUGAUCCUGCGGUGGAGAUCUUUCAAUUGGAAGGAGGUGCGGAAUUCUCCAUGGUAUACAUGGAUGAUGUGACAAAGAGGUUAACCUGGCCGAAUAAGGAAAGGGCAAAGGUCGGGUUCACUGUUUUUCCUGGUUUUAGAAUUGGGAAGGUAGUUAUUCAAUCGCAGGUUUAUGUAAGUAGUUUCAGUUUGGAAGAGUAGUUUGCUUAGGGUUCCUCUUGUACAAUACAAAUUCAUGGAGACUUUCUAUAGUCAGACGAUGGCUAUUUUGGAGGAACUCUAAAUCCUGUUGUUGGUUCUGAUCAUUGUUGUUAAAUAGUGCCUAUAAUGGUGCUAUAGCGUAGCGUAAUUUGAUCAAACCACUAUUGUUUCCACGAAAUGCUAUAUAGUAUGAAGUGUUGUCAAAUUGUGGCUAUAAUGCAAUUUGAACAAACCACUAUUUUUUGCGAUCUGUGAUUGAUUGAUAACACUCGUUCUGGACUUCUGGUUUUAGUGUUCCCAGAAUUUAUGUAAAGAUGCCAAUUUGUACUGAACUACUGAUGGAGGAAGACAAUGCCAAUAUAGCCUUCUUGAUUCUUUGCUUGAUGCUGAAGUAGUGAUGGUGUCGAGUUCGAUCUGCAUUCUGUACCAUUACACGUGAUGAUCAGUAGUGUUUCCGCUGGUAUUAUUUUUUCUCUUGUGCUUUUUUUUCCAGUACCAGUUUUGUUUUUAUGAUUUUUAUAGUUCACUUGUAUAGAGUUAACUGUACAGAACAUUCCCUCUAUGCUUGGGUACUCUGACAAAAAUACAUCAUUAUAUUGUGUAUGCAACACUUAUUUAUAUAUAAUAACAAACUAAUAACAUGUUUCUUCAGCGCA
Molecule: messenger RNA, 2488 nt
Organism: Medicago truncatula (barrel medic)
Lineage: Eukaryota; Viridiplantae; Streptophyta; Magnoliopsida; Fabales; Fabaceae
Product: protein GRAVITROPIC IN THE LIGHT 1
Exons: 1
Coding region: 243-1832 (529 amino acids)
Biological process (GO): negative gravitropism; response to red or far red light
Source: RefSeq, a predicted model, not a curated record